AUGGCAGCCCAGGGCGACUAUGUGGUCAUGGUACAUGACGCCAAGAUGGACGAUUUGUUGGCCGCAGGCGCUUUUUCCAGGUUCAGGGAUGACGCCUACGACAACUCAAUCUUCAUUUCCGAGGGUGUCGACGAGACGCGCCGAGCCACCUGGAACAUGCAGAAUUUCCUCCUGAACACGGGUGCCUCUAAGGACUUUAUGAAGGGUGCUACAUGGGUUGACGGGGAGAACUGUCUGGUGAAGCGCGGGACUGAUGGCCGGGAAAUACUCAAGGACGGCAAACCGCAAACUCAGGACCCCCGAACAACCCACGAGAGGAAUUUCCCCCAAAGCGGUCCGCCUGACUCCAACAAUUAUCUAAUUCACCAGCAAGCAGACCUGGAGAAAGUGGUUCGCGGUGAUGGGAAGAAGGCCGACGUCCUCAUCACCGCCCCCACGGAUCUCCAAUGGCUCAAAGACUUGAUGGAAGCGAGAGAGGACUUUGCCAUCCAGAGAUUCUUCCACACUGGCGGCUUCAACUUGAACGGGGAGAUCGCCAAGGGUUACCCAACGAGCCCAUCCACUCUGGCGAACUUGGAUGCUAUCAGGAAGAUGGCAAAGGAACGCAACCCGUCCUGCGUCUUCGUCUUUGCCAAUUCGGCAUUCCUCCACGACCGAGGCGGGCGCACAGUCGACAGCAGCGAGGUCAAGCCCAAACUGCCCGAGGACGUCUUCAAGCAGGCCACCCAAGACCCGUUCUUUGCUCGCACCCUUGGCGAGAUGGAAGGGAGGGUCGGGCGGCACCAGCGACAAAACGGAGUCGACGUCCUGGAUCUGGCUUUGCUGCCCGCGAACGGAAACACUGAUUUCAAGAGUCUGCGUGCAAGGGAGAAUAUGAGCGACGACGAUUUGAUCCUAUACUUUGUCAAUGUUCUCCUGGAGCCCAUCUCCCGAGCACGCUUCGACGACGACGAGCCGCUCAAGUCGUAUUUUCUGGACUACGUGAACGCACUGAUCCCACGUAUACCGGCGCAAGAAUCGCAGCUUCGGGAGCGCGCACAGGGUGCCGUGAGGAGUGCGUUUACCAAGAAACCGACUCUGGAGAUGGCCGACUUCUCCUACGUCACCCGCAACCAUGAUUUCCUCGGGCGCGAGGAGACGCGCAGGUUGUUUCUGCCGAUCCGCAAUGUUCGGAUGGAGGAAUCGGGGGAGAUUCGAACGCGGUUGUGUAGCAGUGGUAAGGAACCCGACGGGUUCGGCUACGCCGGCGACUACUUACUCUAUAAGUAUUACGGAGAUGAUCAGAGCAAGGUGGAUAGGGAGAGGGAUAAGGAGGUUUUGGAAAGACUUGCCAGUGUCCCCGACGUGUAA
Messenger RNA from Anthostomella pinea, 1350 nucleotides. Lineage: Eukaryota; Fungi; Ascomycota; Sordariomycetes; Xylariales; Xylariaceae. The record is from the annotation of a GenBank genome assembly.